UAUAAUAGCUUUACAAACUAGUCGCUACCCCCUCUCUCUCUCUCUCGUUACGCGCGUACCCAAAUUAAUUGGUUUUGGAUCGGUUAAGAUUGGAUUCCAUAUGAUAUUGAUAUGAUGCAAGGCCCCAGCCUCAGCCUCAGCCUCAGCCUCAGCCGCAGCUGGGAGAUGGCGACCAUGGCCGCCGCCGCCGAGUCGGUGGAGCGCCUCCUGGCUGAAAAUCCGGUCGUCAUUUUCAGCAGUUCGUCUUCGUCGUGCAGCUGCAUGUGCCACGUGAUGAAGCACCUCCUCUCCACCCUGGGCGUCCACCACCCGGCAGUCAUCCAACUGGACAUCGCCCCUCCUCCCGGCGCGUCGGCGGCAUCACCCGCGCUCUACAUCGGCGGCGCCUUCGUCGGCGGGCUCGACACCCUCGUCGCGUUGCACCUGAGUAAUAAUCUCGUCCCCAAGCUCGUCCGAGUCGGCGCCCUACCUACCUCACCCCUUAAUUAAUUAAUUACUUAAUCAAUAAAUUAAUUAUCGCUAUCCCCAUCCAUCCAGACAUCCUAAUUAAUAAAUACUACUUUAUCUCUCUCUCUCUGUAUAUAUAUAUGUGUGUGCAUGUAUACAUCUUGUCUUUCAUUUUGAUGUUUUAAUUGUAGUUAAUUAAUUAUCCAGUGUCUUAAUUAUUUUACAUUUAAAUGCAAGUCUCGUAAGUUUGUGAAAUUUGUUCAGUGCCUGUUUAGACUACAUACAUAUGAUGAG
Molecule: messenger RNA, 741 nt
Organism: Andrographis paniculata
Lineage: Eukaryota; Viridiplantae; Streptophyta; Magnoliopsida; Lamiales; Acanthaceae
Product: glutaredoxin-C10-like
Exons: 1
Coding region: 112-489 (125 amino acids)
Source: RefSeq, a predicted model, not a curated record